Rotaria sp. Silwood2 is the source of this 240-nucleotide messenger RNA. The record is from the annotation of a GenBank genome assembly. NCBI's taxonomy places the organism in Eukaryota, Metazoa, Rotifera, Eurotatoria, Philodinida, Philodinidae.
AUGCAACUGGACAUUGACGAACUGAGACUAACAGAUUUUGUUGAUAUUGCCACAAGCUAUACCAAUAUUGGAUUUGUAUACGCAAAUAUGCACUUAUUUUCACAGUCAUUAAUUAAUCUUGAAAAAGCUUUAGAUAUUCUACUUAAACAAUUACCAGUCAAUCAUCCAGAUAUUGAACAUAUUUAUUUUCUUCGAGGUCAUAUCAAAAGAGCAUUUGAAAGCAUAUCCUACGACACUUGA